AUGCCAAACUGCUACUGGCGAAUCAAGAGGCUGUUCAGGAGGAAAAAGACGUCGCGGUCGUUCUCUCCGUCUCUCUCGCCAUACAAUCCAGGUUCGUUUCAGCCGGAUUCAGACCAUGAAAGCUAUGGUGUACAGCGGAAACCACUUCCCCUCGUUCCAAAUCAUCCAGACAGUUAUCAUAGGCCUGCUGAACUGGAAGUAUUUCGAAGGGACGCUUAUGCGACGGCUGUCCCCAGAAACCAACAGCCUUACCCCGCCCAGCAGUAUGCUGAACAGCAACGCCUGGCUGAAGAAGCGCGAUUAGCUCAGGUAUUACAGGAAAACGAAGCUGCCGCAAAGCUAAAGGCGCGUGUCGAUGCAGAGAAACGAGAAAAAAGGCUGAGGAAGCGUGCCGAUGCAGAGAGACGAAGUAAGCUGGAAAAGGAACACAAUGCUUCCGCGGAAAACAUUCGAAGAUUGCGAGAACUAAUACGCGAACGAUAUGCCCUGGACAUAGAUAUCUGGCAAAAGCGCAAUGUUCAACGAGCCAAUCGUAAGAUGAUUGUACCAAGAUGUGAGAAAGCUGAUGCCAUUCUGUUGGAGAUACGUCGGAUUGUCGAUACAUGGGAUAGGAGUCUCUUCAACGACCAGGAGUGGGAUAUGGUCAACAGAAUCAAGGCCGCUCUGUGCACGAAAGAGUUGGAGAAUGGCGACUCGAAUGAGCCUGCAAUCUGGGGCGAUCUCCCGCCAUGGGAUCGUCGCGAUCAGGAUGAGGCAAUGACACGUCGCCAGGUUUUUUGA
Lithohypha guttulata is the source of this 780-nucleotide messenger RNA. RefSeq lists its product as uncharacterized. The record is from RefSeq and is a predicted model, not a curated record. Lineage: Eukaryota; Fungi; Ascomycota; Eurotiomycetes; Chaetothyriales; Trichomeriaceae. Bases 1 to 780 code for a protein of 259 amino acids. The transcript has a single exon.